Molecule: messenger RNA, 857 nt
Organism: Zingiber officinale
Lineage: Eukaryota; Viridiplantae; Streptophyta; Magnoliopsida; Zingiberales; Zingiberaceae
Product: extracellular ribonuclease LE-like
Exons: 4
Coding region: 1-690 (229 amino acids)
Biological process (GO): RNA catabolic process
Cellular component (GO): extracellular region
Molecular function (GO): ribonuclease T2 activity; RNA binding
Source: RefSeq, a predicted model, not a curated record
AUGACAAGAAACUCUUCUCCCCGCUCUCUUCUAUUCCUCCCUCUUCUCUUGUCAACUCUAUGUACAAUCACAGCGCAAAGCUUCGACUUCUUUUACUUUGUCCAACAGUGGCCCGGGUCAUACUGUGAUUCAAGGCGAAGUUGCUGCUAUCCCACCAGCGGAAAACCGGCAUCCGAUUUUGGCAUCCAUGGGUUGUGGCCUAACAACAACGAUGGGUCUUACCCCUCCAAUUGUGAUCCUGACAGCCCUUAUGAUCCUUCCCAGAUUAAAGACUUACUAAGCAGCAUGAAAGCUAACUGGCCAACCUUGGCAUGCCCCAGUUCAGAUGGCUCCGAGUUCUGGAGCCAUGAAUGGGAGAAGCACGGCACCUGCUCCGAGUCCAUUCUGGACCAGCAUUCUUACUUCGAAACAUCCCUCCAGUUGAAGAAGCAAACCAACCUUCUCCAGAUCCUUGAAGAUGCAGGCAUUCAUCCAGAUGGUGAACUAUACAGCCUCAACAGCAUCCGCAGUGCCAUCAGUGAUGGAAUUGGCUACACUCCUGGAAUCGAGUGCAAUGUGGAUGAAUCAGGGAACAGUCAACUAUUCCAAGUCUACCUGUGUGUGGACACUUCAGCAACUAACCUCACUGAUUGCCCAGUCUAUCCAAGGAGCAAGUGUUCUUCAUCAAGCAUCGAGUUCCCUUCCUUUUGAUGCGAAGUAAUCAACUUCUUGCAGCUUAUUCAAAUGAAAUAACACAUCAUUGCAUCGAAAGAACUAGCAAGCCUAGUUAUUCCAUACUCUUUCUCAAAUUAUUGCUAGAAUAAAGGAUGGUAAGUUGGAAAUAAUCCAUUGAUGAAUUUUUAGAAGCGAUACAAUUU